GGAAAUGUUUCAAAAGUAGUUUAGUUAUUGCAGAACUUUGGCAAAUAACCAACAGUAUUAACAACUUUUAAAUAAAUUAAAAAUUAAAGAUUUUAAACAUGUAUAAAAUAAUUACGGUUUUAUUCCUAAUUGUCUUGGCGGUAGUGGCAAAUGGAGAGGAGACUCAAAAUUUAGAUCUGUACAAUUAUGUGAUCAAUUAUAAUACAUCAGUACGUACUGAUGAAUAUAUCAAUAUGAAUAGACAACAAUAUGCUAAAAAUGUCCAAGACUAUGAUAAACAAAUUGAAGUGUUUAAGCAAUCCUAUGCCGCAAGUCUUGAUACCAUUAACAUACGACAGGACAUGUUGAUCGAUACUCUUGUUCAGACAGAACAAAAACUAAAUCCUUUGGAAAUUUUAAGCAAUUUAAGUCAAAAAUGUGUUUCUAAAUAUCGCUCCUCAAUACCAACCGUGGCUGCUACCAAAACCAAACUUAACAAUUGUGUCACCACUGCCAAUCAACAACUUAAUAGUAUGCUUAGUAGUCCUCUAAGCACCAGAAAUUCUUUGGAAAACUAUUAUAAGAAUAACUUUGAAAGGGACAUUGCCUCCUGCCAAAAAACUUAUAAUGCAUUACCCUUAAACUACACCAUGUGUAUUACAGAUGUGGUUAACGCCGCUAACAGCUAUACAAUCAACAAUCAAAAGAAUUUUGCCACCCAAAUGAAUGUUGCCGAAUGUUCGGCGAAAGCUAACAUCAAUAAAGCUUUGGAUUGCAGUUAUAUAGUUGAAAAACAGACCAUCUCUUCCAUUGCUGAGGCCGAAACUUUAAUUCAAAAGUGUCUGGCGGGUCAAGAUGAGUGCAAACAAUGUAACCUAUAUUCAUGCUCCGAAGUUCAUAACAUGAAACGUUAUGAAAUCAGUUAUACCAGUAAAACUAUGGAAAAUCCUUUUUAUGGACGUAAUGAUAUUAAAAAUUGCUUAAUGUUGCAAAUAUAUUAGAAAAUUAUGUUUAAUUUUUGAAUAAAAAUUAUGUUUAAUUUUUGAAUAAAAA
Lucilia sericata (common green bottle fly) is the source of this 1032-nucleotide messenger RNA. RefSeq lists its product as uncharacterized. The transcript is spliced from 3 exons. The record is from RefSeq and is a predicted model, not a curated record. The coding region runs from base 99 to 980 and encodes 293 amino acids. Lineage: Eukaryota; Metazoa; Arthropoda; Insecta; Diptera; Calliphoridae.